GUAAUUUAUUAUUUAUUUUAGCUACUCUAGUUACAAGGAGGAGAAAUGUUCGCACGCGAAAGUCUACGUGGUCUGCGUAAGAAUGUGUCGAAUGUCAUAAGCAAGCACGGCAGAGCCUUCAGUAAUGACGAGCAGCGGUAUUCAAGGAGAUUUGUGCUGACAACUGUUGUAACGGGAUCCCUGUGUUGUGGUUGGGUUUUCAACACCCUGAAAGAUCGUUACCGCACCAUCGACAUCAAGAGAGAAUUCCAUGUGCAUGCUAGGAACUCCUCCUCGCCAAGCCGAACCUUUUCGCUGAGUGAAGUGGCCAGGCAUACUGAUGCAAGGCACGGCGUGUGGACCACUUACGAGGACGGUGUCUACGACUUGACCGACUUCAUUGAGAAGCACCCGGGCGGCAAGAAGAUGAUUAUGCUUGCUGCAGGGUCAAGGCUGGACCCGUACUGGAAUAUCCACGACUUUCACAAAAGGGAUGACAUUGUGAAGAUCCUCUCAGAGUUCCGUAUAGGAAGCUUGAGGAAGGAGGAAAUAAAAACAAGCACCGGGCUCAACCUCGACGACCCCUACUCCAGGGACCCCAAGCGGCAUCCUGCGUAUACAAUCUAUUGCAACAAGCCCUUCUUAGCGGAACCCCCUCUUGGACUACUCGGACACAGUCUUAUCACCCCUACUGAAGUGUUUUAUAUUAGGAACCAUAUGCCGGUGCCGUUGAUAGACAAAGAUGGGUAUAAACUUGAAAUUUCGGUCAAAGGUGUAAGCACGAAGCUAACGUUCGAAGACCUCAAACAGUACAAGAAGCGUACAAUUGUAGCCACCUUACAGUGCGCUGGUAAUCGCUGCAACGAGAUGGCUGCUGUUAACAGGGAGGACUUUGUGGACGUGGGGGGUGGCCCUGCUACUAUAUCCACUGCGCAGUGGGGAGGGGCGUUGCUUAGAGACGUUCUUGAGAGCGUUGGUAUAACUGACAGUGUUGUCGAGCAAGAGGGUUACAAGCACGUCCGCUUGGAGGGUCUUGAUCAAGAUCUGUCUGGCACAAAGUACGAAGUGUCUAUCCCCAUCCACAUUGCCAUGUCACCCACAGGAGAUGUCAUGCUGGCCUAUGAGAUGAAUGGCAAAGAGCUUCCCCGGGACCAUGGGUAUCCUGUGCGGUGUUUGGUCCCAGGGGUUGCGGGGGCAAGAAGUGUUAAGUGGCUUGGGAGAGUGAGUUUGAGUAAACAGAAAAGUCAAAGCAUGUGGCAACAAACGGCGUACAAGGGAGUGCCUCCAUGUGCAAACCAGAAAACAGUGGAUCUACAGGUAGCAGAAGACAUUCACGAGCUACCAGUAACAUCCGUCAUAUGCCAUCCAGAAGAAGGGGAAACACUUCUCCGAGAGGAGGAGGAAGUCACUAUCAGUGGCUACGCCUGGAGUGGGGGUGGGCGUGGCAUCGUUAGAGUGGACGUCUCCCUGGAUGGGGGUAAGACGUGGAACACCGCCUCCCUGGACGGGGUCAAACAGCCCUAUGGGAAGGCCUGGGCGUGGUCACUGUGGGAGUUAACUGCCCCCCUCCCGGCACACGGCGACCGCAUGGAGAUCAUCUGUAAGGCUGUGGACAGUUCUUUUAACGUUCAGCCGGACACAGUAGCACCGAUAUAUAACUAUAGGGGAUAUCUAUGCAAUGCAUGGCAUAGGGUCAAUGUCACACUAGGAGAAAAACGCUUAUGACCUCACCUGGUCAUAAAAAUAAACAUUGUUGGUAUUUAGAAAGAAUACAUCAUACUCUUUCUGGUAUGAGGGGUACUCUCAAUAUUUUAGGACUAAGAAAAUGACAUAAAUACAGAACAUAACAAAAGGCGAAAA
Nematostella vectensis (starlet sea anemone) is the source of this 1839-nucleotide messenger RNA. Its product is annotated as sulfite oxidase. Gene Ontology annotation, cellular component: mitochondrion. Lineage: Eukaryota; Metazoa; Cnidaria; Anthozoa; Actiniaria; Edwardsiidae. The record is from RefSeq and is a predicted model, not a curated record. The transcript has 4 exons. The coding region runs from base 46 to 1704 and encodes 552 amino acids. Gene Ontology annotation, molecular function: heme binding; molybdenum ion binding; oxidoreductase activity.